CAGCAGUAUAUUCCCAAUUAAAGUUUAUGCGAUUCGCAACCAAAAUUCAUUCAUCAACAAUUCCUCUUCAAUUAUAAUUUUCUAUAAAAAUUUUUAAUUUUUCUGUUGUUAUCGAACAAGAUUUUCUUGGAUUCAAUUCUAAACUCAAUACUCAUGUCUUCUCAAAGCGGCAAGCAACCAUACUCCCCUUCUGCACCACCUUUACCCGAUCCAGGCGAGCCCCGGGUCGCCCACCCGUACUACGCCCCGGGCGGUCCAAACCACACCCACAUCCCCUAUGCCCCCGUAACCCAACCCCACCUUCAAAGCACCACCACCAGCACUGUAGGGUCCGUUCCAACCCACUUGCCACCGCAUGGAUACGAGUACAACCCUUACCAGCAGCAUAGCAAUUACAGUUGGUUUCCACCGGGUACCCACCCGGAUGUUAUUCGGAGCUUCCAGAUGGUGGACAGGAACCAAAACGGGUUCAUAGAAGAAAAGGAGCUUCAAGAAGCACUCGCUUGGAAGUACCAAAGGUUCAGCCUCAGAACCUUGCGGUUGCUCAUCUUUCUUUUCAGAGGCCCAAAUGAUUCUUCUUUCAGAAUUGGGCCGAAAGAAUUCGCUGAGAUAUGGAGUUGCCUUAGUCACUGGCGGGCUGUAUUUGAACGAUUUGAUAGAGAUCGGAGUGGGAAAAUUGACAUGAUGGAGUUGAAGGAUGCCCUAUACAGUCUUGGGUAUGCAUUACCACCAUCUGUUCUCCAAGUUUUGAUUUCCAAAUACAACAAUGGCAAUGCCCAGAGGGUCGAGCUGAAUUUUGACAAUUUUGUCGAGUGUGGAAUGAUUGUGAAGGGUUUGACUGAAAAGUUCAAAGAGAAGGAUCCACGUUAUACAGGUUCAGCGACACUAACUUAUGACACAUUCUUGACCAUGAUCAUUCCCUUUCUUGUUUUGGAAUAGAAUAUGUUUCAGUGAAUUGGAUGUGUUUCGGUUGAUGCGGGGAAAUGUUUGUACAGAGGGCACUGUCCAGGCGCCCGAGAAAAAAACUGUAUUAUGUCAAGAAUAUGGGGAUUGUGUAAAAUUGAUGAAAAAGUUAGACAAAUAGUCAUUGUGGGCUUUUGCUUUCGUAUGCAUUAUGAGUUUUUUUAACCUGUCAAAAGCCAUUUUCUGCAAGAUUAGUAUAUGCUGGAGCUACAGAUCAAUAUUAUCAGUUGUUCAGUGUUGAUUCUUCGUCGUUUCUCAAAAAUGGGACAUAUGAGAACUCUGGAUUCCCCGCGCCCUCCCGCCUUUUUUGUCAUAAGAGUGUCUUCAGGUUUGUGUUUUAUUGCAUUCCUUCAGUAGAAAUGAAGAAAUUUAUUACGCAGUUCUCUUAAUUGAGCCUCCUAUCUAUGAUGCAAAAUGUUUGAUAUACCUAUAUCUAUUCCACAAUAGGGUUCCUCGUAUGUCUUUUGUUGAGGAGCUUCGACAUUUCAAAUUAUUGCUGGAAGCACAGUACAUGAAUGUGGUAUUUAUUAAGCUUGGUUUCUAUCAUAUAAUGUUAAUCUUGUUGAGAGAA
Olea europaea var. sylvestris is the source of this 1534-nucleotide messenger RNA. Its product is annotated as probable calcium-binding protein CML48. The coding region runs from base 154 to 939 and encodes 261 amino acids. The record is from RefSeq and is a predicted model, not a curated record. Gene Ontology annotation, molecular function: calcium ion binding. NCBI's taxonomy places the organism in Eukaryota, Viridiplantae, Streptophyta, Magnoliopsida, Lamiales, Oleaceae. The transcript has 5 exons.